AUGCUCCCCAAAGUCGCGACGCAUCUUUUGCACUCGACGACUCGUAGUGCGGCUGCUGCAGUCCACAACCAGACGAGUACGUUGAGGAAUGUGUUCCAGGGUGGUGCUUCAGGUCCCUCUGGUGCUGGCGCGUCCGGCACCAAGUCCAAGUCAACUGCAGGACCCUCGAAAUCGAAACCGGUCGCUGCCAAACCUACGACUCCGGCACCCUCCAAAGCUGUUAAACCAGUUACUAUCGCGCUUGUGACCGCCUCUGGCUCGUCGCUUGCCUCCCCUGCCGCCCCCACCGCUUCGUCGUCAAGCUCGUCGACCAAGUCUCAAGACUAUUUUACCGGUGCGAAUCCCAGUGCGCGUGCCGAGAACUCGAACGCUGGCAACAACGGCCAAGGACGAUCAAGCUCAGGGUCCAACGGCGGUGCGAAAAAUCCGAAAGCGGGUAGGCGCUUCUACACUAGCUAUAACAGCGCCUCUCGAGCCGUCACCCAAGCCAAUGCGAUUAUCGUUACUGAAGAUGUUUCUGGGCUAUCAUCCCAUGAAGAUUCGCAUUCACUUUCAUCACCGCUAUCCCCUUCCGCCUCCCAGGAAUCUCGUCGGGCAUUGCUCAAGGCAUCAUCCUCAAGCGCUAACGCCAGCGCAUCGCAACGCCGCACCAGGUUGAGGAGUUCGAGCGUCAACACUCUCUUGCCUCGAAACGAGAAGGAUCAGGAUGGAGCGAGCCCCGGCGUGAUGGAGAAGAUCAGCGUGCUAAAGACUGUGCAGCUCCAGGCUAGGUCGUUGCAUGUGCUUUCCGCCGCGGCUACAAAGGCUGCUACCGCGUCUGCGGCCCAACAACCUCCCACUCCAACCUCCUCUGUAUCCACCUCGAACGCCGCCGCCCCUGGUGGCGAGGAGCUUACAGUUCAAGUGGAGGUGGAGACUGAGGGGGUUGAGAAGGCUGCAGUUAGCGCCGAGGCUACUCAAUCUCAAUCACCACCCUCGCCUCGACGACCCGCCUCUCGCUCCGCUUCCCCCCUCCCCCGAGCUCGCUCCCCUCUGAGAAGAAGAAACUCGACGUCUUCUGUUCAACAGUCUCGACCCGCCUCACCUCUCCUGUUCGCUGAAGAGCCAACUCAAGUCGAAGUGCAUCUCGCAAGGAGGAACUCGACUGCCUCUGCUCCUAUUGACGCUCAGGCCAAGGACGCAAAAGAAGCUCCGGCUUCACCAGCAGCUACGCCCGCCUCGCCCUCCAUCUCGGACGCCUCUGCCUCUGAGGUCUCUGAGGCUCAGUCGACCUCCACCAAGGCUACUUCUGUCGCCGAGGAAGGGCACUUCCAGUUCAAGGCCACCUAUACCCACCACGGCACCCGAAUCAAGGAGGCAAAGGACAAAAUUGAGGCUAUCGAGGCAGUCAGGGCGUUGAUUGACGCCUCCAAUCCGCCCCAACAGGACCUCCCCACCACCGUCAGGUCACGCUACGUCUGGCCCACGACGGCGGACUACAACCAGGGGAUCCAAGCCUUGCUGCAUUACCGUGCCGAAGGCGAGCCCAUCGUUGGCAUCUUGGAGCUCUACGAGACGCUUAUGCGACAGAGCGAGCGACCGGGCGCGGCCAUCAGGCCCAACGCGCGGACCUACUUGCUCCUCAUCGAUGCCUUCACCAAGCGGGACUGGGAUAUUCACAGGAUGAUUGUCGGUCUCAAGGCUAACCAGCGGAACCGGGAGGUGAGGACGAGCGCCGAGAUGGAGGUUGACCAAGCACAAGCCCCCGAGCUACGUCGCAUCCAGUCCUUGACUGCGGAAGCUGAGAACAACUUCCGUAGCGCACUCAGACUCUUCGACGCCGUUAACGAGGUUACGGAUGGGUUCAACAUUCCGGACCUCACGUUGUUCAAGGCGUUGCUGAGGACGUGUGCCACCCAUGGGAACGUGCGCGCUGCGUUGAAGGUGUUUGGUGAGAUGGAGUCGAGGCUGGAGAAGGGCACGUAUCUUGACGCCGAAACGUACAAGUACCUCCUCCAGGCGUUCACCAACGCUGGAGACUUUGAAGGUGCUGAGAAGGUGUUCGAAGGGUUCAAGCAGAAAUGGACCGAUGGCCAGAUCUUCCAACUCACGGACGGCAAGGUCAGCAUUGCCAAACGGAUGCAGGUGCAGAUGUGGAACCAGAUGUUGGAGGCCUACUUUAGGAAGGGCGAGCCUGAGAAGGCGGUCGAUUUGUUGGAUUCCAUGCUCAAGGCCUCUACCACUCCAGCCACCGACGACGCUUCGACCAGCGCGCUUCCUUUGGUUCCCUCCCCGGCCAGCUCGACGUUCACCACCAUCAUCGGCGGAUUCAUCAAGAUGGGCGAUGUCUCGACUGCAUAUCUCUGGUUCAAACGGUUACUUCAGGAAAACGACACCCCUCACGACGAUCCCUUUGUCGGUGCUGUUGAUGGACGUGCCAUGAAGCCCGAUCAGGUCGCCUGGACGCUUAUGUUGGACGGACUUGCUACCGCUGGGAAGGUCACCGAGCUCAACGAGACCUUUAUGCGAUUGGUACAGGGUACUUCGGGAACUGGUAGUGCAGUCAAGGGUACUGGUGGCACUGAGGAGCCCAUGUCGCUCGACGGUGUCCGGGUCCUCAGGUCGUACAGGCACCUCGUCUACCUCGCCAACAUGGACUGGUUGAAGGACGCACCGACUUCGACACCCGAAGAACUCGAAUUCGUCAUGCAACGGUUGGACUUUUUGAACUCUACGGUCAUUCCUCAAGCUCCCUCAGCCUCGCCCCGCCACUGGGAUUUCGGCAAUCGUCAAAUGGUCGAUGGUCUCGCGGCCAUGUACGUCAAGUACGGCGCGUUCGAGAAGGGCUUCGAUGUCAUGAACAAGUUUAUCGGCGAGUGGCUUACGCUCUUGAACCGGGCGGAGCGCACCGACGAUUUGUGGCAGGGACCUGAAGGACCGGCUGGUGUUGUUUUGGAGGUUCAGAAUAUGGCUUUGGGAUUCUGGGACAGGUGCGCUGAGGCUCUCAAUGCGCGCGAGGGGGCCAUGCUUCCUUGGAACGUCGCCAUUGGUCUGGCGUUGUUGAAUGCUGAGAGCCUUGGUUUGAAGAUCACCCCUGACCAAGCUGUUUGGUUGUUGGCUUCGUACACCACCUAUGCUGCAAACGAGCCUCUCGCACCAGAGGUUGCUCGUCUCCUGCUCGGAUGCUCCAUUCACGUUGAGACUGCCGGUAUUGCUUACACGUGGCCCGCCAGCCUGUUGACCAAGGAAGGUGGACUGACUGCUUCGGUUCUUCAACACAUCGCGUCCAAUGGUAUUGCUUUCGACGACAACCUCACCGACCUCCAGACCCGACUCGACGCUGUUGACGUUGUCUGCCGUGGACACAACCUCGAACAGCGACGACCGUUCUUCACUCACCUCGGACCCAGCUACGCCCAGGCUUUCGAACAGCAGGUCGCCUUGCGCUAUGAGGCAUUGAAGAACCAGUUGGAAGAGGCUGCUCCCUCGCAACCAUUGAUGGCCCAGCAACCCGAGAGGAUCGAUAUGGAAGCACUCCCGCAGAUGACCAAGAGCUACGGUGCCCUCACUCAACACGCCAGUCUCAGCCGCGACGUCGACCUUUCCCUCAAGAACAUGUCGCUUUCUACCGAAGAGCGUGCUGAACGGGCGUACCAACUUUUCCACACUGCCCUCGAGACUCGCCAGGUUGUCCCCCAUGUUCCCAGUCUCAGUCGGUUGAUUCAGGCUUGUGGACGCUUGGGCCAGCUCGAGCGUGUUCGGGAGGUGUACCAUGUCGCGCAGAUGAUGAUCACCAACCUCAGGCACAAGAUGAGCGAGGCGAAGAGGAAGGAUUUGUGGGUUAUGGUUGAGGAUGGGAUGAUUAUCGCUCUUGCGCAUGCCGGUGAUGUUGAGGGUGCUCAUGUUCAUCGACGAAGGAUUUUGCAGUAUGGUGGUGCCAACGAGAUUGCUGCGACUGGAAGCAAUGCUCUCCCGUGGGCUGCUCCUAGUGCGGACGCUUAUGGUGCUCUCAUCCUCCAUAUCAAGGACACGACCGACGAUGCCACCAAUUCGCUCAUGCUCUGGAACGAGGCGAUGCGCGUUGGAGUCACCCCCAACUUGUAUCUCUUCAACAACAUCAUCUCGAAGCUCUCUCGCGCUCGUAAAGCCGACUACGCCCUCGAGUUGUUCCACACUAUGAGAGAGCAGGGUAUCGUUCCCAGUUCGAUCACGUAUGGUGCGGUCAUUGGUGCUUGUGCUAGGGUUGGGGACGUCGUUUCGGCCGAGACGUUGUUCCGGGAGAUGGUUGAGCAGACCAAUUUCAAGCCUAGGGUUCCUCCGUACAACACCAUGAUGCAGGUUUAUACGACUACGAAGCCGGAUCGGGAGCGUGCGCUUUGGUACUAUGAGGAGAUGAAGAAGGCUGGCGUCCAUCCUACUGCGCAUACCUACAAGUUGCUUUUGGACCUUUACGGAUCGGUUGAGCCUCUCGACAUUGCUUCGAUGGAGCGUGUCUUUGAGGAGCUCAAGCGAAACCCGCGCAUUCAACUCCAAGGCACCCACUUUGCUUCGCUCGUCAAUGCUUACGGCUGUGUGCUCAAGGACCUCGACAAGGCUAUCGCGACCUUCGACUCGAUCCCCUCUCACCUCGUCAAUGGCAAGCCUCUCAUCGCCGACGCCGUCGUCUACGAAGCGAUGGUCAACGCGCUGGUGGCUAACAAGCGUACCGACCUCAUCCCCGCCUUCAUGGAGCGCAUGUCGCAAGACCAGGUCCACAUGACGGCUUAUGUCGCCAACUUCCUCAUCAAGGGCUACGCGAAUGUCGGUGAUAUCGAUCAGGCCAGGUCUAUCUUUGAGAGCAUGAGCGACCCUCCUACUGGUGUUGCUGCGCCGAACAACCAUGCUCCUCAUGAUCCUUCGGCUGCGGGCGAGAGUGUUGGUGUGAUGGAACCGGUUUAUAGGGAGCCUUCUACUUGGGAGGCGAUGAUUCGUGCGGAAUUGGGUGUUGGGAAUAGGGAUAGGGCGUAUGAGUUGUUGGAGAGACUUAAAGUUCGACAAUAUCCCGAGGCUGUGUUCAACAGGAUCAGUGGUGUAAUGGUUGACCAUUCCACCGUGGUGUUGCCAUGA
Coprinopsis cinerea okayama7#130 is the source of this 5085-nucleotide messenger RNA. RefSeq names its product pentatricopeptide repeat protein. Gene Ontology annotation, molecular function: protein binding. NCBI's taxonomy places the organism in Eukaryota, Fungi, Basidiomycota, Agaricomycetes, Agaricales, Psathyrellaceae. Bases 1 to 5085 code for a protein of 1694 amino acids. The record is from RefSeq and is a predicted model, not a curated record. The transcript is spliced from 4 exons.